Molecule: messenger RNA, 2171 nt
Organism: Fusarium redolens
Lineage: Eukaryota; Fungi; Ascomycota; Sordariomycetes; Hypocreales; Nectriaceae
Exons: 5
Coding region: 196-2037 (613 amino acids)
Source: RefSeq, a predicted model, not a curated record
CGCGUACUUCCAUCCAGUGUGGCUGGAAAACCUGGAACCCCAUCAUCUUUGUCCUACAACCGACAACGUCAUCAUUUGUUUGAGGUGCUGUAAACUUUAUUUAUUUGUCUGUAUUAUUACUCCGAACCCCAGGGUUUCUGCUUCUGGACGGAAUCAUCGAUAAUUUACAUCGAUAAUUUACAUCGAAUUGUCAAGAUGCCGCGUACUCUAUUGCUUUGUUUCAUCCACGGAUUCAAGGGUACCGAUAAUACCUUUCAUGAAUUUCCCUAUGACCUCAAGAAAGCAGUCGCCAGAGAACUCCCAGACGAAAAGGUUGAAUCCGUCGUAUAUCCCAAGUAUGAGACUACUGGUGAAUUGGCUCAAGCCGCAGAAGGCUUUCUAGAGUGGCUCAAGGAGCGGGUGAUGGACAUCCGAAAGAAGAAAUCAGAAAAGCCAUGGCCUCCUCAUGACAGAGAUGUAGGAGUUAUUCUCGUUGCUCACUCGAUGGGGGGCUUCGUUGCAGCAGAUACUCUGUUCCUAGCCAUCAACGACAGAGCUAACAAUGGAGACGAGAAUGACCCCUUAUUUCCACUAAUCCAAGGCAUCCUCACAUUCGACACUCCUUACAAUGGCCUUGCCCGCUCCAUGUUCGUAUAUGGCGCCUUCUCCAACUAUCAAAAAGUCAACAGCGUCUUCAAUGUCAUGACUGCUAUAUCUGCCGCUGCACCCGCCAGUCUUGCAAGGCUCAGCGCCCGACGGGCUGCAACCACUGCUGUUACAGGCAGCACACGGGGACCUCAAUGGAAGACAUGGCAGCUUGUAGCUGUUAAAACGGGCACAGUAGGGGCCAUCGCAGCUGGUGGUGUAGCAGCGUACAUGAACCGAGAGGCCAUCAUUCAGGGGAUGAAAAGCAUGAAGAACAUAAACAAGGAGUCUGUUGCCGAAAGCUACCGCCAGGGUAUGGAUGCCCUUGGACAAGGCCUGGCUUAUAUCAACCGCGGAAAUGUCGGAAAGUCUUUUGCCUGGCUCUCGGAUCAUGUCACGUUUGUCGGUGCACUGCUACGACAAAAGGAGCUCAACCGUCGACUUGAACGCAUCGGCUCACUCAAGGGUGUUGGCAUGCAUGACUUUUACUGCUCUCUUGGUGAGAAUGGCUACUGGAGCGGAGGCUAUUUCGUCCCUGAGCGGACAUUCUGUGCUGUUCCUGAGGAGAGUCACUCAGCUUAUCCUAUCUUCGACAGAUGCGUCAUGCCCAAAGCUGAAGAUGAGAUUGAAGCGCAUCUCAACAUGUUCAGGCCUGAGAGACAUCGAGGCUACGAGGAGAUGACGGACAAGUCAGCUGAGCUCAUCAAAGAGUGGUUCCAGAGCGAGGAGAACGUUUUCGAUGAUCCGAAAUUCCGCGAGACACCUCCUGAAGAAACUGAAGAGACCGAGACUACCAAGGAGAUUCUUGAAAAGGAUCCCGGCCAAACUGAAGGAGAUGAGAAGGCUGAGGGCGCAAAUGACAAAGAUAGUGAAAAUGAUACUGGACUUCCGGACGAGUCACCCCUGGAUAUCGCUAACGCUGCCUCCCUCGUACCCCUCCCUAACGACAAGGGUGAGGGUAUCGUUGGCGAUGCAGAUAUCGAGAGCGCUGAUACAGUUGAGAAGCGAACCUACCUCAAUUACCUCUUCGGCGUGGCUCAGCAAACCGGUGCUGACGCCAAAGGUUGGCUCCCCAACAAGAUUCCGCAAAUGCCAAAUCUUCCCAGCAUGCCAAGCAUGCCCAGUAUGCCCAAGGUGCCUAGCUCCGUGUCUUCACUGGGUAAUGUUUCCAUGCCCAGUGUGAGGAUCUGGGGAAAGAAGGAUGGUGAUUCUCAGGGAGAAAAGGAGACUCAAGAGAGUGUAAAGCAGGAAGCUGAAGAGAAGGGUGGCGAAGGCGAGAAGAAGGAUAUCACAGAAGAGAAGAAGGACACAUCAAGUCAAGAGGGGAGCAAGGAAGAACCUAAGGAAAAGGUUGAGGAGAGCACACAGGCCCCUCAAAAGGACGAUGCUGACGCUGAAAAGUGUUCGGGUUAGGUGGAAAGUCUAUGAGGAUGGAAACAUGAUUUUGUUCGCCUGCUUGCUGCUUACUGUUUCAAGAUUAAUGAUCCUUGCCUUCCUAUAAAUUCAAGAGAUAUCACUUUCUCUGCUUUUGAAUAAUAAUCCUAAAC